GAGUUUGAAAAAUACUCUGAAUCCGUUUCCUUGCUACAUAAAGUGAUCUGUGUCCGUUUCCGUUCAUACGUCAACGCAAAAUCUGUCCAAUUUUUAUUACAAAUUGAUAAUUUCAGCAUCAAAAUAGAAAUAUCUAUCACUUUAUCAUUCAUACAGAGCUUUUACGGUUUCCCUUUGUUAUAUUUCACCAUGCCACGCGGUAAAUAUACUAACCAUAAAGGCCGUAAUCGUAAGUUUACCAGCCCCGAAGAAUUAGAAGAACAACGCAAACAGGAAGAGUUAAAGCAAAAAUGGAGAAAAGAACAUCAAGAGAGUUCAAGUGAAGAAGAAUCUGGUGACAACAAGUCGGGGUCAGGCAGUAGUGAAGAAAGCGACUCGGAUGAAGAUCAUCCCACUAAGGCAAAGGGCGUUUCUGGUCUUAUUGAAGUAGAAAAUCCUAACAGAGUAGUGAAGAAAAACAAAAAAUUAUCUAAUCUGAAUAAUUUAGGCGAAGGCGAAAAAGCUCCCCUAUCAAGAAAGGAACGCGAAGAAAUAGAAAGGCAACGCGCGGCAGCUGCGUAUCAGAAAGCUCACGCUGAAGGCAAGACAGAUCAGGCUCGAGCUGAUCUCGCUAGACUAGCUAUCAUCCGGCAGCAAAGGGAAGAGGCGGCUAAGAGGAGGGAGGCUGAGAAGAAAGCUAAGGAAGAGACCACCAAGAAAAGGUAGACAAAUAUCGACAUAGCUCUACAUGGAUGUUCCACUAAUUGCCGUUUCACGUACCCUCCUGUCAGCUAGGUUAGGCUUUCAAAAUCUAUGCAAAAGUAACUAUUACGUAUUUUUAAUGCUGCUUUUACACGCUGGUCAAGUUUUGCAAGUUAACCGUUACAAAUGCUGGGUUACAUACAAAAAACUCUUUCAAGCCAAUGUGAGCCAUAUGAAUCAUACCUCUUUCAUGUUGGUUUUGGUUAAUACAAUUUGACCAAGUGAUGGCAAGCAUGUAAGCGCAGCAUAAGAAUAUUAAAUUACUAAUAUUCUUCAUACCACUCAUAACAACUUGUUAUAAAUGAGAUCCACACUUGAUAUAUUUUAUCUUCAUUAUGUCAACACGCAAGGAAUUGUCUAAUAAAUGUGCAUAAUAAUAAAUACGUGUCUGUUCAUCUAACUAUAAUCGCGUUGUUUUUUGGUUUUGAGAAGCUUCCCUAGCAAUACAGAUAAUUUAUUAUUGUAAUUUUUAAUACUUACAAUGAAUUUUAUUUUGUAUACAACACGCAAUAUAUGAUAAUUAGGUAUUUUGAAAUCUAUUGAUAUCGUGUCUAAGGAUUGAAGAUAAAUUAAUGAAAAAACACUGGCGUGUUGUAAUAUUUGACGUAAUAAAAUUGACCAAGCUUUGUCCCAAAUACCAGAUUCGAAUUUGCUAUGCUUAUUGAUUGACUUAAAACAAUAAUAUUGUUGUCUACAAUUUUACAUCUGUAUAACUGUUACGAGUUAGUGAAAAUUCAAUUAAAUAUCUUUUUAUACUCUUCUAAUUAUUAUUGUUUUUGCAGACUUAUAUAUAACUUAGUGUGUUUAGGUAAAUUUUAUUCGAAUGUUUGUAUAGGCGAUCUCUCGUUAUUAUUUUAUAAUGAAAUUGUUGGUUGAUUGAUCUGUACUUUACUCUCUGGCGAACAGGUGACUAUACGAAUGACGUGACAACUUUUAGUGCAAUUAUUGAAAAGAAAAAAACAUGGUAUUCUACCAACAAUCACAAAAUUGAAGAAAAUCUGAUUUUAUGAUUUUGUAGUCAUCAUAAUAUAAUUUAUAGUGUGUAUAGACAAUCACUUUUUUAAUCACUCUACAUAUUCAAGUAUAGAAGUAUAAACUUUAAUAUAAAUAAUUUAAAAAAAAUAGGAAAUACACGGAAUGUAAAAAAAUACCGGUCAAGUGCGAGCCGGACUCGCGCACCGAGGGUUCCGUACAAACUCAAUUUAAUACCUGUUCUACUUACAACAACUUAUAAUUACGCGUUCAUUAGAAAAGAGGUAGAAACUUUAAAAUUUUCUAAAAUAUUUUUUAUUGUAUGAUAUAACUAAAAAUUUACGGUUUUCGCAAUUUUUCCUUGUAUUAUAAGACGUUACUUCUAGGUUCUAAGUUCACGGGAAGUAACCUGUAGGUUUUGAUUCCCGUGCGACUUUCCGUUUUUGCCUUUUGAGGUACGGAACCCUAAAAAAGCAAAAAUAAACUUGUUUUUAGUUAGCCUAAGAGCAAUUUUACUAUAACUGGACUGAGACAACGACUCGUGGACAUCCCGUUCAAUGGUCAUGGUUUGUUAUAAACCUGGUAAGUACAUGAAGGGUAAUCUUAUUUGCUAUGUCGGGCUUUAACGCGAAAUUAAUGCAAGUGAUUACAAGAUCGAUCUGGAUACUUAGAGUAUAAUUUUUCAUUAUCUGAAAUAAAUACUAUAACUCUUUUUUCCUUUCUACUAGUUUAUUUCUUCUAACUAAAUUACGCUAAGGUUAACAAAUGUACUCACGAUUUAAAAACCUCUUUGGAAGUCUGUUCAAAAUAUGCAUAGUCGCUAUAUAUAAUUUAUUUUACACAAUACUGAUCGAUGUCAUAAGCACGAAACAAUUUCGAAUUCAAAUAGUUGAAUUCGAUCUCGAACACACGUCCUAUGUGUAAUGAUUUUUAAUUCUCGUUACGUCCGUUGUGGCGCCACUAUUCAAGUUUCUAUACAAAAUGUCUCAAUAACUAUGAACUAAUAUUUUUUCUAGUAGCCACUUGUGCAAUAUUGUAUUGUUAUGACUGUCGCGUCAUAAGUAUAGAGCCUUAAUAGCUUAAACUUAUAAUAUUGAUAAUAAUUAUAUAAAAUACAAUAUGUCAACUAUUUGUUACUUAAAAUAAACGCUAUCGCAAACUCAUAUAAUUACCUACUUAUGCUUUUUUAGCAAUCACAAACUCAAAUAAUUCUUCUUCGUUAGUUUUGUUACAUAAAUUUACUUUGACAAUGUAAGUUGUA
This is a messenger RNA of Chilo suppressalis (striped riceborer), 2974 nucleotides long. Lineage: Eukaryota; Metazoa; Arthropoda; Insecta; Lepidoptera; Crambidae. The record is from the annotation of a GenBank genome assembly.